Messenger RNA from Lepisosteus oculatus (spotted gar), 5555 nucleotides. RefSeq names its product G protein-coupled receptor 27 (gene gpr27). Gene Ontology annotation, biological process: G protein-coupled receptor signaling pathway. The record is from RefSeq and is a predicted model, not a curated record. Gene Ontology annotation, cellular component: plasma membrane. Gene Ontology annotation, molecular function: G protein-coupled receptor activity. Lineage: Eukaryota; Metazoa; Chordata; Actinopteri; Semionotiformes; Lepisosteidae.
UGCGCGGUCCAUGGAUUGAUGAUAACGCGCUGUUGUACACGAACAGGAGGAAGGAGGCAGAAGAGAGCGGGAUACGAAUGAUCUCAGUUCUAAUUCUGAGCUCCAUCAUAUUCCAUCAAAGCCUUCUCUUCUUCGCGCAGCCUCAAUCUCCCCCUAAAACCAUCCUAUAGCGAAGACCCGUCACCGGAAGUUCAGCUAUUUGACAGCUUCAAAAAUAAAUAAAUAAACCGUAGUAUGCAUAGGUUUUUACCGGACUGGAGAUGUUCCCAUCUUAAGUACUUGAAAAAAUUUAAAUGCGGUUGAUGAAUGCGUUGGUUUACAAACUUCCCUUCUUCCGAAUUUUAUUAUUUGCCUCCCAAGGCGAACGAAGGGAUCAAAAAUAGAGCACCAAGAAUGAGAAAAAUGCUACAGAUCUGUUUUUCUAAAUCAUUUUUACACAACCGCUUUUGUAUGACCACCAUAAUAUGAACGGAUAUAAACAAAACGAGCUGCUUUAUUUUUUAGAACGCAGAAACGCCGAGCAGAAGAUUUUUUUUUAAUUGGAAGCUCGUCUUACAUUGUAAUGAAGAAGAAUAAAAAGACAUGGGUAAUUGUGACUUCAUCGCGUUGUUUGAUGGAAAGAGAAGGGGCCAGUUUCUUUGUCAUGUGAAAAUGAAGGAAUGCGCUGGAUUGGAAUUUAUAACGAAUGGGAAUGAUUUUACUUCGCGUAUGCCACAUUUGCAGGUGCUCGAGGUACUGAACCCUUAGCAAUGACGCACGCAUAUUUGUGUUUUGUUUUUGUCAUCUUUUUAUUACUAUAUUGACGGACUGAAAAAAAACCUCGUGUGUGUUUUUCUGGGAUGAUAGAGGCUGCGCGGGUGUCAGUUGUUUGGUUGCAUAGAUGGCGAACGCAACUGAGCUUGGAGAAAGCAACACUUCGCUCCAGAAUUAUGCCGUUCGGGCUUCUGCAGUGAAGCUGGCAUCACUAGGUCUGAUCAUCUGUAUCAGCGUGGCAGGAAAUCUUCUACUUUGUUUGCUCAUAUUGAAAGACAGGAGCUUGCAUCGGGCUCCUUACUACUUUCUCUUGGACCUGUGCCUGGCAGAUAUCAUUAGAUCUGUUGUGUGUUUUCCCUUUGUGAUGAUAUCCAUCAGCAGUGGUUCCAGCUGGACAUACAGCGUAAUCAGCUGUAAGGUCAUCGCGUUUAUGGCAGUUCUCUUCUGCUUCCACGCAGCGUUCAUGCUCUUCUGCAUCAGCGUAACCAGAUACAUGGCAAUUGCACAUCACAGAUUUUAUUCCAAAAGAAUGACUCUCUGGACUUGUGUGGCUGUAAUCUGCAUGGUCUGGACGCUCUCUGUGGCGAUGGCGUUCCCCCCGGUGUUUGAUGUGGGCACUUACAAAUUUAUCAAGGAGGAAGAGCAGUGCAUUUUCGAACACCGCUACGUCAAAGCGAACGACACGCUAGGUUUUAUGCUGAUGCUGGCUGUCAUCGUGGGAACCACACAUGUGGUUUAUAUCAAAAUGCUUUUCUUCGUUUACGACCACCGUAAGAUGAAGCCGGCUCAGCUGAUCCCUGCAAUAAGCCAAAACUGGACCUUUCACGGACCGGGAGCUACCGGACAAGCGGCCGCCAACUGGAUAGCGGGGUUUGGAAGAGGUCCUACUCCGCCAACGUUAGUGGGCAUCAGACAGGCUGCCCAUAAUCCAAACAAGAGGCUGCUUGUUCUGGAGGAAUUCAAAAUGGAAAAAAGAAUGGGCAAGAUGUUUUACAUCAUCACCCUUCUGUUUCUUUUGCUCUGGUCCCCUUACAUCGUUGCCUGCUACCUUAGGGUGUUCGUAAAAGCAAGCUCCAUACCCCAGGUCUAUCUGACUGCCGCUGUGUGGAUGACAUUCGCUCAGGCGGGUGUGAACCCUAUUCUGUGCUUUAUAUUUAACAAGGAAUUGAGGAUUUGUUUCAGAACCUAUUUCCCUUGCUGCCUGAGCACACAGACGCCGAUGGAGCCAUAUUGCGUUAUAUAAGUUUAAUUUUACUACUAAUAUUAGUUUGAGAUUUGUAUUUGAACUGAGAUGCAAAGUACUGCAGGAAUUCUUAAUAACCUUUCAGAGAUCCCAGAACGAAAGGGCUUUUUUUCUGGCUUGUUUUGUUUGUGCGCAUGUGAGCGUGUAUUCUUGUUUUGUUCAGUUCAGCUAUGCAGACCGAUCUCGGAUCUCCUGGAGAUAUUGUUUUAAGGCCAUAUUUUUGCAAUAAUUGAAUGGCAGAUGCACAAUAAUUGUGAAGAAAUCAUAUUUUUUAAAAAAGAUAAGUCUAUUUUUUCAGUAUUUAACGCGAACAAGGGAAGGAUUGCAGUAGGAGGAUGUUUGAACUAAGUGUAUUCCACUCCAGUUGGAAGAACUACAGUAUUCGCUGGAUGUAAAUGUUGUACAGAUAAUACGUACUGCUAUUAUUCUUUCUUCUUUUAUUGAACUAUUUAUUUUGCUAAGAUUAUCUUAAAUUCGUUUCAGUGGACAAUGUAACAAUAAUGAGAACAAAAACUUUGCAAACCUUAGUUUUACUUGUUUUGCUAUCUCACAUUACAGAUUUGUUUGUCGGGAGUGUAUUGACUAAAUGCUUCCUUCUACAUUCCCUGUAAAUGUACCAUAUUUUUUAUUGAGGGUUAAGAGAAAAUGCUGGCUGGUAAAUACUAAUGACUAAAAAUGCCUCAAUGCUGUAGAAAGUUGUAUAUUUGAAAUGUUUUUACUUGAAAAUAAACAAUGGGUAACAAAGGCCAAUGAAUUGUUUUCAAAUUUAGCAAGGGAUAAAAGAUAACGUUAUUUCAGAGGAAAAAUAAGAAUUCAGAAAAAAAUAUAAAUGCGGAAAUAUCUUGACAAGAGCACGCUAGAAUCACUAUCAGAGUCUAAAAAGUCAGAAAUGCUUUUGUUUUCAGAAAAUAAAAGAUAUUGAGGAGGUAACAAAAGAUUAGAGAUAAAAUAGUAUACAUGUAGAACACAAUAGGAAUUCUAUCAUUGUAAUUAGAUUAUAGUCUCCAUGUAAAGGGUAGGAUUUGAGCAGUUCCCACAGAAAUUGCACAGAAAUACAGAAAUUAAGUCUGUGAUGAGUGAUGUCCAGGUGGAGACUCGGGUUAUUGAUCAACAGCAGGUAGAACAGGAGGCUGAAGGCUGGAAACUCUGCUCAGAUACUUGACAAAUAUUCAGCAUGACUGCUCCUUGGCAGUUGAUCAAUAACCUGAAUCACUGGGGACAUUCUUGCGCCAAGGUGCCAAAUACUGCUUUUCAGUCUGAGCAGUUUCAUUUAAUCUUAAGUAAAAACAAUGUAUUUUUAAAGACACAUUCAUGUGACUACCCAUUGUAUUUGUUUUCGGCUGCAGUUCAAAACAAGGGUAAUUUGUUCUACACUCCUACAUCCCUCUGGAUAAAGAAGUACCUACUGCUCUGGGUUAUCUUAUUCUGUUUAUCCUGUCUCAUUCUUGGAUCUAAUUCCAAGCUACAGUAUGUGUGGUUUACCUUACACUUGCUGUGAGGUCAGGAAGUUUUGCAAGAUGUUGACUUUUGCUCUGCCAGUAGCUAGGAGAGGUGGCUCAUGUUCAUUCAGGAUUCAGUUUUACCACAAGGUAAUUUUCAUAUGGCCAAAAUAUUUAAUAUGACUUCCAAAAAUUCAAAGAUUUCUUAACUAUGAUUUCUUAGUAUAUAGUGAUUGAAAAUGUGUAGUCUAUAAUGGACUGACUAAAAAUGCUUUUUAAAUUGUGCAAUUUGUGAAUAUCCUGUACAUUUCUGCUUGAUCAUUUUUUUCAAUUCUCUGUUUGAACUGAUCAUGGUAAUGUAGUUAUUAGGUUGUGAAGCUGACUUCAAGGAAUGGGUAACCCCCCUAGCAUUCCAUCCACAGAGGGCAUGUUAUAAUUAAUUGAAAAACUGAAAUUAAAACUGGAAUGUAAUACAUUAAAGCAUAAACACAAUUGUGAAGUAUCUUCGAAAAUUGAAACAUUAAAGACAUUAUUUGUUGUUCCAAGACAGACAGAAUGCAUUAAAAUUCCAUUUAAAUUGCAAAUUGCAUGCUUUGUAUGGCUCACCUGCACUAGUGAAUGGAAUGAGCCCAUACUUUUUAAAAGGCUUCUACUUUUCUAACUUUUGCUUAAGUCUAACCAUUUCAAUGCUUAAGAAUAACAAUAGCAAUUUAUUAAUAACAAGUCUACUCAUAACAACAUCAAUCACCAUUUAGAGUCACUAGACUAACAUGACUCUGAAUGCAAUUUGUUACUCUUGUUAGAUCUAGUUUGCUAAAUUUUAUUAGCAUUUUGGUUACAUCAUAAUUUUAGGAAAGGUGAUGAUUUAAAAAUGACCUGCUUUUUAUAAGACAAAACAGCAAGCUGUAAUGAAAGAGUUCUUAAAAACAUGGUUCUUAUCUUACAGAAUCAGUCUAAUUAUAGCUAUGAGUUGUAUUAAUGCAAAUCAUGUCUCUGGAAAUAAAGCCUGUUCACAAUGAUUUAUCUGCCACCCUGUCCAGUUUCCUAUGGGGCCUCUUCCAUUUGUAUAUGGGUCUGUGAGCAUUAUAUCUUAAUCAGGGAGGUAAAAUUUUUUUAGCAAGCUGCUAUAAAGAGAUCACAGUCCAGUGGGAUGUCUGAAGCACAUCGCUGAACAUCAUCAUAGGAUGAAUAAUCUUGGGACUUCACUGUGGUAUUUGAAGCCAGUGACUUGUACUUAUUUUGAGAAAAUAAGUUAACUAGAGCCCGUUGCAGCAUUUACGCUGUCAAGGCUAUAUAGUCUGACCUGAUGCAAAACAGUCACAGAAAGGGAACUGGAUUUAUACUUUCUUCACUUCUUUAUAGUCUACAUAGAGAUAUAGCCGGUACUUAUAUUUUUGGCUUUUCUGAAAUUAGAUUGAAACUUUCUCUCUGUCACAUUUGACAAGACUACAUUUGUUAGUUAUUGUUAAAGUUAUAUCUACUAAUAAGUUCAAGGCUUUAAGAUUUAGUUGACAAGCAGAUGGAAUUUAUUGUAGUGGUAGAAAUAUGUUUAUUCUCCUGGAGGGUGCUAGGCUAAAGUAGCACCACAUUUAUUUAGGGAACCUUGAGCUCAACGUCUGCUCGAAAAACAUGGCUUGUAGAUUUUAAUAUUUGUCUAUGUGCUGCAUUGGUAGUCUGCAUUUGCUGAGUAGGUUGGCACUCCAAAAAAACUCAAAUCUGAAUUACUGGUAACACAAAAAAAACAUAGGAUCUGAAAUAGUUCUGGAAAUCACCACAAAUGUAUAUUGCAAAUGUAUAUUUCAUGAUUAUGUACAAACAUGAGCUUCAUUCAUUAUUACAGAAGAUGUGCAAAGACUAAUGAAAGCAUUUGAUAUGGAUAUUCACAUUUGUUCUGGGGUGCUGUGCUGUUGAAAGAGAUUGACAUUCUUCAUUUUCAUGUUCCCAUGCAGUUUAUCAAUUAAAGGAUUGUGGAAUGGUUUUCAAAAUGUCCUGUAGCACUCUCCACAAAUCUUCUUGAUUUGUUUCCAUUUAGCCAAUCUUAGAUUCCAUGUUUCGUCCAAUGGCUUCAAUAAAGGUCAUAUCAGGACUUUGAGAAAGCCCUGAUAUCUUUGUAAGUGCUU